CUGCGUUCGAACACAAAUUAUAUAGUACAUUUGUACACGCGGUUUCUUCAAAUUCAAGAUGGCGAAUCUAUUUCUUCGGAGAGCAUUGUCUUAUAACCAGUUUAGGACGUUACAUAAGACUGCAAUUAAAUACAAUGCACCGGUACCGAUCACUUUCAAUAUGUACAAGAACCAGCAAAAGUUCCGUGAAGUCCAGGCUGAAGUGCUGAAUACCUUGAUGUCCAGCCCCAGAUUUGAGCACCAGCUAAUUGAUGUUGAACAUUGGAUGACAAAGUUGCUAGAUUAUACUCUAGAAGGAGGAAAAAGAGGCAGAGGUUUGGCAGUGCCCUUUGCGUACGAAAUGAUGGAAGACCCAAAACAUUUUACACAAGAAAACCUCCACAGAGCGCGGGUUUUGGGGUGGGUCGUGGAAAUAAUACAAGCGUAUCUGCUAACUGUAGAUGAUAUCGUGGACGCGUCACAAACUCGUCGAGGCAAGGAGUGUUGGUACCUACACAGUGAUGUGGGGCUAGGAGCAGUCAACGACUGCGGUCUCCUACUUACCUGUGCCGUGGAAGUUAUGGACCUUUAUUUCGGAAAGGAACCCAUCUUCAGCGAUUUAAUCAAAACUACCAAUCGGAUGUUGUUGCAAACAUCGAUAGGUCAGUAUUUAGACUGCUCAUCUGGCUACAGCAAGGAGAAGAAUAAUCUUGAUAAAUUUACAAUGGAGCUCUUCAAUUCUAUAGCCUAUCAGAAAACUGGCAUCUACUCUUUUAAAUUUCCGAUGCUCUUAGCUCUUACUUUAGUUAAGGACGGAAAGAAUAAGUACUCCGAGGAAGCUCAGAAGAUUGCCUGGGAUUUGGGGAGACUUCUACAAUUUCAGAAUGACUACAAAGACGUGUUUGUCGACGAUAUGAACACGGGGAAGGUAGGCACAGAUAUUCAGGAAGGUAAAUUGACCUGGUUUGCUGUGACAGCGCUGCAGCGCUGCACCGAAGAACAACGUUCCAUUUUCAAAGAAAACUAUGGGAGCGAUAACCCUGAACAAGUAAAGCGGAUUAAGCAGCUUUUUGAUGAAUUAGAAAUGGAAAAAGUAUACAAGGAAAGUGAAAGUGAACUAUAUGAUGAUUUAGUUCGUAGAAUAAAGGCUCUGCCAACAAAAGGAGAGACACAGUUCUACUUAGAAAUUUUGGAGGCAUGCUGUAAACAUCUCUAUUGA
Molecule: messenger RNA, 1198 nt
Organism: Spodoptera exigua (beet armyworm)
Lineage: Eukaryota; Metazoa; Arthropoda; Insecta; Lepidoptera; Noctuidae
Source: the annotation of a GenBank genome assembly